AUGGCACCUGCAUCCAGCAAGCCGGCAUCGAAGAAGAAGGCCUCGGUCGAUGAUUGUGCAGCUGAGAGCCAGCGCAAGCUGAAUGCAUCGCUCAAUGCUUCUUUAGCAAGGGGCAAGGCACUUAAGAACUUGCAAAAGAAUGCUGCCUACGAUCUGACUACGCCUAUUCUGCCUGGCACUUGUGAUGUGACCCUGGGGGAACUCAUGCAGACUGAGAAGCUAUCCCUUCCCGAUGCAGUGCAAGUCAUGCUGAAGUUCAGGAAGGAUGCAGCCAUCACAGAUCCUGACGAAGUCGGCUUGUCGCUGCCACCAGCAAAGCCUGGGGCUUCAAAGCCAAAGCAUGAGCCGAAGCAUGAUGAACUCUCUCCUCCCAAGGGUAUCCUCAAGAAGGGUAAGAGUCGUUUGGAUGCAGAGCCACCUCAGGAUGAUGAUGAUGAUGUUCAUGGUCAUACAGCAGUGAAGAAAGCCAGCAGCAAGCGCAAGCCCGAUGCAAAAGGUUCCGAGCCCAAGGUGUCAAAAGGGAAGGCAAAACCCAAAAGAGGUUCUUCUUUCGAGGACCCGUGUCUGUCGGAGCCCGCACCUUCCAGCCCUGCCUCGAACCCAAAAAAGAAGGCCAAAAAGCCAGAGCCAGAGCCCACCCCUGCUUCGAACCCCAAAAAGAAGGCCAAAAAGCCAGAGCCAGAUCACCAGGAUGAGGAACCGGAGGAAGGGGCACCCAGCACCGAACUCGAGAACAGCAAGCAGCAGAAGAAAAAGAAGCCGCAGAACAAACCACCAGCACCAGAGGAGAAGGAGCCAGAAGGGGAGGGAUCCAGCCCUGCCAGUUCCAAGAACAGCAGUCAGAAGAAGAAGAAGCCACAGAACAAACCACCAGUGCCAGAGGAGAAGGAGCCAGAAGGGGAGGCACGUGCUAGCAAGAAGGAAGAGGCAGUGGAGGCAUCCACAAACAAUCGAGGCAAGAAAAGAACCAAAAGCAAAACAUUCAACAGAUCGCAUGCCAAGGAGGAUCUGGCGGAGGGCACAGCCAAAGAGGCUGCAAGCAAAGGACACGAUGGGGAUGAGGGGUCGGCGGACUAUCAAGCAGACUUGCAGGAGAUGAUCGAUGAGAUUGAUCGUGCGGAUGCAGAACCACCUUGCCCCCGAAGGAAGCGAUACAAGCAGUCUGAGCCCAAUCAAGGUGCCCCCAAAGAUACCAAAGACAGCAAGUGGCCCAAAGAUUGGCCCCAUGAUGCGCAACCGAACUUGCUGGCAGAGGGCUGGUCUUGUUCCUCGCUAGCGCUCGGCGAGGAGCAGAUGGAUGCCACGAAUCCGGCGACUGAUCCAGCAGAGUUGGAGACCCAGGUCAAUGGAAGCCAGACUGUCACCGAGCUCAUCGAAUCGCUUGGGGCAUCAGCUUCGCAAGUUGGUGCCAAUGGGGACUACAGCCACCUGCUAGGGCUUCUGAACAACCUGAAGCUUCAGAUUGAGAACCCGAAGCCAAGCCCAGGCAGUGCUACUACGGGGGCUGAGAAGGAAGGUGGAGGGAAGGCUGACAAGGAAGGUGAAGGGAAGGCUGACAAGGAAGGUGAAGGGAAGGCUGAGCAGGAAUAUGAAGGGGAGGCUGAGCAGGAAUAUGAAGGGGAGGCUGAGCAGGAAUAUGAAGGGGAGGAAUGGAAUGAUGAUUCAUGGAAUGAAGGUGAGGAAGAGGAGUAUGGGCAGCAUGAAGACCAAGAGGAGCAGGCUGAAUCGGAGGAACUCAUGAGCAACCAAGAAUCUGCUAAGCGGGUGUUGCAAGAGGGCAAGGAUGCCAAGGACAGUGGGGGACUGGCUUCAAGACCUGUAGCUACACCGGCUAGAAGCCUUGAUGCAAUCAUUCAGAAGCUCAAGCCUGUGCCAGCAGGGGAGCCAAAGGAGCCCAACCCCGAGCCAGCUCAGCUUGCCAGAGAUGUGCCGAGUGGCACCCCAUCCGCAGCUGCAGCCCCCGCCUCAGACGAGCAGAAAAUCAAUUCGACCACACACAAGAAGGAGUACAUGAGAUUGAAACGAAUCGUUGAGUCGGGACAGCUCUCGGCCUACCCCUCCAUGCAUCAGCUGGCCAAUGGGAUUGUGAAGGAGCGGGCAGAAUUGCUGAAAAGAUGGGUCUCCAGUGGAGAGAACCUCGCAAAUUGCGAGCAUCUGAUUAUUGCACAGCGUACGUGCAACCAAGAGGGCCGACGCAAGAUGAAACUUAUCGCUGUCAAAGACAUGCGAAAGGUGGAACACAUCAUCUCGACCCGCCAAGGAAUCGAAGCAACCUGGCAUGUUAAUGACCGGGACGCUCCGGGAAUUCAUGAAGAGACAAAGUAUUGGGUGACAAUUGAAGAGACUGCUGAGGACUCUGUGAAUGUUCAGCACAAGCAGCAGUUCUCCGCGCAGGCAGCGGCCACGGCUGCAGCGGCCCAGAACAUCCUUAGUGCACCGAUCGAGCCGACCAUGAUGUCUCGUCCAAGAGCCAACCCAUCUCCUGGUCCACUUUCGGGUGAUGUACUUCGUGCUUUUGAUGGUUAUCACCAAAACCUGGCCGAAGCCGCUGGAGUAGCAGCGCCGGCUGGUGUCUAG
This is a messenger RNA of Symbiodinium necroappetens, 2577 nucleotides long. The record is from the annotation of a GenBank genome assembly. Lineage: Eukaryota; Dinophyceae; Suessiales; Symbiodiniaceae.